Molecule: messenger RNA, 579 nt
Organism: Dichomitus squalens LYAD-421 SS1
Lineage: Eukaryota; Fungi; Basidiomycota; Agaricomycetes; Polyporales; Polyporaceae
Exons: 2
Coding region: 1-579 (192 amino acids)
Source: RefSeq, a predicted model, not a curated record
AUGCAGAGCCCCCGGCUUCCAGUAGCGGACGACUUCGGCACUGACACCGACACUCGAGCCGAUGUUGAGAGAUUCGCACCAGUCCAGCAGAACACGGACGCGUGGAAGCCGACUUGGGAGGUUUUCCCGUUGAAGGUGCACCGUGGAUAUGACCUCAGAGUCAUCGAGAUCCAACGGGACUGGGACGAUGAGGAACUGCUGCGUGAACUCGGCAUUGCGUAUGAUAGACUACGCACGUGGUAUCGGAAAUACUUCUCUGUCAUGAACGUUUGGUGGAUCAACCAACAUUUCGUCUUUCCGCAGAGGGUGGGCCCGGCGAAGAUAAGCCCACAUCGCAACAUGCGCAUGCGCUAUCUACUUGCGCACCCUGACCACGUGAAGGGUCAGCACGAGAUCAUGCGUGCACUUACCGAGCGCCGGGACUAUGGCGUCGAAUUUGUCGAGCGUGCUGAAAUGGGUCGGAUGGUGCUGCUUGCCAGUGCCCUGGCUGCAUUUCCACUCGGCAUUGCUAUCGUUUAUGGGAUCUCCAACGGAGACUGGCCUGGAGCGUUUGGUAUCGCUGGUGAGCCUGUCGAGUGA